AUGGGGUUACACCAACACCACGUGUUAACACCAACACCGCAGCUUGAUUACAAAGUUGGUGUGGAAAUGGGUGUUAGUGUUGGUGUCGCUGUCGGUGUCAACACCAACACCAACUUUGAAAUAGGGUUACACCAACACCAGGUGUUAACACCAACACCGCUGAUUGAUUACAGAGUUGGUGUAGAAACUGGUGUUAGUGUUAGGUUUAAAUUUUGCGGAGGUAAGGAGCAUAAAAAUCUGCGAAUGUUUGAAAAUCCUCAAAUAACUGGUCCUCACUCAGACGAAAAUGGUAGGAGUCCUAAAAACUCUGCCAAACCAGCUUUGUAUUUCAUCCCAAUGGCUAAAUGGUUUAGUACGGUACCAAUUGGUCACAAUUCCUUACAGUGUAUUAUCAAACAGAUGUGUGCUUAUGCUGGUUUCCAGGGAAAUCGUAGUAACCAUUCUCUACGGGCCACUACAGCGACAAGGCUUUUCAAAGGCGGGCCGACGAGCAACUUAUUUGCUAACAAACCGGGUGUGUCGAGACGACGGCUAGGAGACCGGACCGGACGACACAGAAGUAAUGUGGUUAGGUUAUACAAACGGACAUCUGAUGAGCAGCUAGCAGAAAUGUCCGAUGAUAUAAAGGUACCAAAAAUGGAGAAAACUGUACCUGCCGAGACAGUUACAAAUGUGGAACUUGAAAGGCAAAUGUAA
Messenger RNA from Lottia gigantea (owl limpet), 696 nucleotides. RefSeq lists its product as hypothetical. The coding region runs from base 1 to 696 and encodes 231 amino acids. The record is from RefSeq and is a predicted model, not a curated record. The transcript is spliced from 5 exons. Gene Ontology annotation, biological process: DNA integration; DNA recombination. Lineage: Eukaryota; Metazoa; Mollusca; Gastropoda; Lottiidae. Gene Ontology annotation, molecular function: DNA binding.